Hemicordylus capensis (graceful crag lizard) is the source of this 4331-nucleotide messenger RNA. RefSeq names its product cellular communication network factor 3 (gene CCN3). Gene Ontology annotation, cellular component: extracellular region; extracellular matrix. Gene Ontology annotation, molecular function: heparin binding; integrin binding. Lineage: Eukaryota; Metazoa; Chordata; Lepidosauria; Squamata; Cordylidae. The transcript is spliced from 5 exons. Gene Ontology annotation, biological process: signal transduction; cell adhesion. The coding region runs from base 172 to 1257 and encodes 361 amino acids. The record is from RefSeq and is a predicted model, not a curated record.
GCAUUCCGAGGGCGAGCCUUCCGCCGCUGCCUCUUUGACGCCCGCACGCCGCAAACCAUUUGACACCCAGGCCUGGGAUUGGUGGCAGGCUCCCCCGGAUCACCCAAUAGGAAGGCGGGGGUUGCGAAGGCGCUGUAUAUAACCGGCUCCAAUGGCUGUGUCCGGGUUGUUAUGGGGGAUGUCAGAUGCAGCGCUGGGUGGAGGGGCAGGGGGGCGAAGAUGCCGGCGCUGCGGGGUGAGGCCAGCGGGCAGGAGCUGCACCGCGCGUGGCUGCUCUUCUUUCUCCUGUGCCUGGAGGUGUGUGGCCAGGAGCGCAGCAGGUGCCGGCUGCCGUGCGAGUGUCCCGCAGACCCGCCUACCUGCCCACCGGGCGUGCCUGCGGUCCUGGAUGGCUGCGCCUGCUGCCUGACCUGCGCCCGCCAGCGAGGGGAGACCUGCUCGGAGCUGCUGCCCUGCGAUGAGAACAGCGCCCUCUACUGUGACCGCGGUGCCGGCACCCAGGCUGGCUUUGGGGUCUGCAUGGACCUUGAAGGCGACAACUGCGUGUUCGAUGGGAUUAUCUACCGGAGUGGUGAAACAUUCCAGCCAAACUGUAAAUACCACUGUACAUGCCAAGAUGGACAGAUAGGCUGUGUACCCCGAUGUAACCUUGACCUGUUGCUUCCUGGCCCCGAGUGCCCCUUCCCGAGGAAAAUCGAGGUCCCCAAAGAGUGCUGUGAGAAGUGGACUUGUGACCCCAUGGACAACGUUGAUUUAGGAGGCUUCGCUAUGGCAGCAUACAGACAAGAAGCCGUCCUUGGGAUCAACUCAGCAGAUUCGAGCUCUAACUGUAUCGAGCAGACGACGGAGUGGAGCGCGUGCUCCACAAGCUGUGGGAUGGGCCUCUCCACUCGCGUCACCAAUAAGAAUCCUGCUUGCGAGAUGGUGAAGCAGACCAGGCUCUGUGAGGUGCGACCUUGUGACCAUGCUCAGCUGGUGGAGAAGAAGGGGAGGAGAUGUAUUCGGACCCGGAAGUCCCUAACGGCCACCCACCUGGAAUACAAGAACUGCACCAGCAUCCAGAAGUAUAAACUCCGUCACUGUGGUGUCUGUAGCGAUGGACGGUGUUGCACACCACAUAACACGAAAACCAUCCAGGUUGAGUUCCGCUGUCCUCAAGGCAACACCAUCAAGUACCCCAUGUUGUCCAUCACCACCUGUGUCUGCCAUAACAACUGUCCUCAGGAGAACAAUGCUUUCUUUAGAAAGUUCAGUUGAGGGGAGUGAGGGGGAAAUAAUAAUACAUGGAAUGGAUUAUGACUUCAAAAAAGGGGCGGGGGAACACUCUAAUGCAUAACACACAACAUUUAAAUGCAAAUGAUUCAAAUCUCCAAGUGGGUAAUAUUUCCCUCCUAACUGUUGGUCAUUUCUUUUGCAGGGGGAAAUGUACUUUAAGAGACAAUCUAACUUGUAUUUGGCUCUGUCAGUGACCUAGUUCGGGUCCUGCAGAGUUCCUUGAAAUCUUUGCUUGCUUCAAGCAAUGUAAACUCAUCCAAAUAUUACCACUGAAAAAAUCCAUAGCAACACCCUGUGGGUUUCCUUAUUCGAAUAACUAUUUCUUAGAAACUGCAGGGACUCGGCGUUCUUGUUUCUCUGCUUCAUGUACCAGCUCGUCUCUUCAGUCGUGUUUCCUCUUGCUGAACAAACCGUUUUGUAAACUCGGUUGGCAGAGCUGCUUGUAUUCUUGCUGGCCUUAUCGCCGCACCACUAGCUGGACCCAGGAGUCGAGCACAGCAUGUGUCUGCAGAGUGACAGAACGGAGAUCGUAAUCCUGAUACAAAGCCCAGUUAGGAAAACUAGCUUGGAAUUUGAGCCAUUCAUGGUGGGGUCUCGGUGUGGACAAACAUUUGCAGAUCCAUCGGUGCAAGAGGCAAAAGCCUGCCUUUCAGUUUGCCUCCUUCCAAUCUCUCAACCACUCUGCCAGCUUGUCCUUUCAAAGAAUGCUAGUCAGCUGGGACCUUGAAGGUCUUCUAGUCCGGGGCCAGCCCCCUUGCUUGGUGCAGGAAACUGCAACAACAUCCAAGACACAUGGCUGUCCAGCCUCUGUUUGGAAACCUCUACUCACCACUGCAUGAGGCAAACUGUUCCACUGGCUAGCAGCUCUUACAGUUAUAUUCCUUCUAGUGUCCAGCUUAGUUUCCUCCUCCUCUUCUCACACACAGCAGUAGCUGCUGCCAGAACUGUAAAGGUAAAGUGUGCCAUCAAGUCAAUUUUGACUCCUGGCGAAUGCAGAGCCCUGUGGUUGUCUUUGGUAGAAUACAGGAGGGGUUCACCAUUGCCUCCUCCUGCACAGUAUGAGAGGAUGCCUUUCAGUCUCUUCCUAUAUCACUGCUGCCCAAUAUAGUACCAGUGGGGAUUCGAACUAGCAAUCUUCUGCUUGUUAGUCAAGCAUUUCCCCGCUGCGCCAUUAGGUGGCUCUCACUAUUACUUGCUAUUGCUAGUUAUGAAGAAUCUCCAAGAUGGCACCCAUGUCCUAGGACAGGGGUUCCAAUCUUGGGUCCCCAGGUAUGGUUGGACUACAACUCCCAUCAUCCCCAGCCACCAUGGUAGCCCCAGUGGCUGGGGAUGGUGGGAGUUGUAGUCCAACAGCAUCAGGGAACCCAAGAUUGGGGGCCCUGCCCUAGAGCAGUGGGCAAUGUUUCUUAAGCAUGGCGUCAUCUUGAAGACUUGACCGUGUCUGGAGGGUGAGGAAGGAAUGAGAGAGUGGUAGGGGGUCUGCACCUCCCCUUGCAGUGUUUCACGGCACUAGUGUUGGCUGGAGCUGCAUAUUUGUGUUAGGUCGCCCAAGAUCAAUAGAAAAGAGUGAUCUUUUUGUAACGCUGAACUGGUUUUGCGGAUGCCUCUCAUCCUCCGAUAAAAGGAAAUGUUCCAAAAAGUGGGUCAAAGCAGGACAGGAGUUGCAAUCUGAGUUUUGCUGCAGUAGUUGACUCGCUCAGACUAACCUGUGUGGUGGCCUUGAAUAUGAUGAUGGCAUAGUCAUGUGACCAAUAGCGCCACUUGGAGUGUGACUAUUGUGAUUAGGGUUACCAACUAGGGACUUCCAUAGAGGACAUGCAGAUAUUCUGGGGUCAAACAGCUUUUUUGGCAUGUGUUGUGGUGUCCGAAGUUCUGGGGAGCAGCUGAGACGUUUUGUUUGCUCAGGACACUUUGCUCUCAAGAGUAGCUUCUCUUCCUCUUGACCACCCAUCCAAUGGGGAAGCCAGAGGGGAGGUUCUGCUUCUGUGGUAGGUUGCAGAGCCACAUGAUGCAGGAACACUGCUUCCUUCAUGUGGUGGUGGUGACUGGUGAUAGUUCACAGCUAUCCCAGCUGACUGAGUAAAAGGACACUUUUUGGUAAAUUUCUUCUUUAUCACAGGGAGAGCAACUGGCUGCAUCCAUCCCCAGCACAGCAUUCCUUCAGUGGUUGAUCCUGGUGUUACCUUGCAUUUCAUUUUAGAUUGUGAGCCCUUUGGGGGACAGAGGAGCAUCUUAUUUGUUCUUCUUUGAAAACCACUGUGAAACCUGUUGAAAAGCGGUCUAUAAAUGUUUGUAGUCGUAGAGAACAGCAAGCGAGUGGGAGACCGUUGCAUGCACCGCUGCGCCAGCAUGCUAAGAGGUUGGCUGCCUUGCCUUGAGCCAAGAGGUGAAGUUGCUGGCCUGGCUGGGGAGAGCAGGCUGGGUGGCCCGUGGGGAAGGAGGACAGAGGACUGUAUGGGGCGGGGGGAGUAAACCUAACCAGGAGGUGGAUUUACAGUUGAGAAGCCGGGGCCUUGAGAACUCUGUAGCUAGACAGCAGACUGAGCAGACAUACAGCUCACCUGGACAUCAGCUUCAGUGGUGAGCUGUAUUUAUUCUCAUAUUAUUCAGUUUUGAUCAAAAUAUGCAUAUAUAACACCACUAAACAUAUGCAGAGUGGAGACUUUUUGGAGACUUUUUUUUGGUAAAAAGCUUCCCCUAUCUCCACUUUUUUUGGUAUGGGUAUUGACAUUUUUUCACCAUCUGGACCUGGCAACCCUAACUGUGAUCUUAGGACAGGCUACGUCAGCUGAUGUUGGGACCCAGUUCUUGAGGGCCUUCCAACUAGCACUAGAGUGUCAAUCUUGUGUUUACCCUUGAAGCAUGUGAAUUGAACUGUUGUGUUGGGUGAGAAAGCAAAUUUUGUCAGUCUCUCUUUAAAGCAGAUCUACAUUUUGAUAGAAAUGGCAGUGUAAAUAGAAAGCGUACAUAGUAUACUCUUAUUUUUCUGUAAAUGUUCAAGCAUAUCUAAAUAAAAUUUCUUUUGACAUAUACACUGAAGAAUAUUGUGAACCUGA